Messenger RNA from Fusarium subglutinans, 1071 nucleotides. Its product is annotated as OTU-like cysteine protease. Gene Ontology annotation, molecular function: cysteine-type deubiquitinase activity. Gene Ontology annotation, cellular component: nucleus; cytosol. Gene Ontology annotation, biological process: endoplasmic reticulum unfolded protein response; protein deubiquitination. The record is from RefSeq and is a predicted model, not a curated record. Bases 1 to 1071 code for a protein of 356 amino acids. NCBI's taxonomy places the organism in Eukaryota, Fungi, Ascomycota, Sordariomycetes, Hypocreales, Nectriaceae. The transcript is spliced from 4 exons.
AUGCGAGCUCGUUAUAAAGGUCCAGCCGGUACCGGUAUCCUCGAGAUACCCGAUGAUGCCACUGUUAAGUUGCUAUUUGAUGAACUGCGAGCCAAGACGGGAAUUACCACUUUUGGCAUAAAGUAUGGCCCUCCCAUGGCUAUGAAGACUCUCGAAGCUAGCCAAAGUGAUCAAAUUGCUCGAUCUCUUGGUCUUCACGGUGAGACACUCACUAUCGUACCCGAGGACGUACCACCUCCCGCACCUACUGCGCCGCUUCAAACUGGCACUACCCGUCAAGCAAUGACAUCUCGAGCGGCAAAGCGGAAUGAGAGCCCAGAGGAUGUCAACGUUCCGUGGCCAGAACAGGGUGGAACUCUACCUUUUGGUGGUGCCCUGCAAGAUCAGAUUCCCGCUCAACGGCUGAGAAGGAUGAUGGCUGACUACAUCGUUGAACAUCCCGAAGAUUACUCAGAAGCUGUCCUCGGUAGUCCUCCCAGCCAAUAUUGCCGCAGUAUUCAAAACCCUGAUCGGUGGGGAGGCGGGAUUGAACUGAGCAUCUUGUCUUCCAUCUUCGAUAUCCAGAUCUGCACGUUUGAUGUCCAGGCCCAAAACCUAAUCAACUUCGGAGAGGACAAGAGAGAUCGCUGUAUUCUUGUCUAUUCAGGAAUUCACUAUGACCGAGUUGCCUUUAGCCUGUCUGACUACCCACAUGACUCGCCUACUUACCCUCCUGAGAUGGAUCGAACUGUUUGGCCGACUGAUGACGACGAGAUACUCGAAAAGACCAGAGAGCUCGUCGAGAAGCUCAACAAGGCGCACUAUUACACUGAUACGGAAGGACUACUUCUACGAUGUGACGUACCGGGAUGUAACUGGAUAGGAAGCGGCCAGCGUGAGGGACAGAAGCAUGCAGAACUCACAGGACACGUGGCUCUGAGUGAAAUCCAAGACGAAGGUGACAACGUGCUCCGGAAGUGUGACACGCCUGGAUGUGAUUUCAUCGGCCAAGGCGACAAGGUUAUGAGGCAGCAUAGUGCAGAUACUGCUCAUGAGAGGUUCUCCAUUAUUCCGGACUGGCAUUUCAAGUAG